Molecule: messenger RNA, 9309 nt
Organism: Lethenteron reissneri (Far Eastern brook lamprey)
Lineage: Eukaryota; Metazoa; Chordata; Hyperoartia; Petromyzontiformes; Petromyzontidae
Product: collagen alpha-1(XIV) chain-like
Molecular function (GO): protein binding
Source: RefSeq, a predicted model, not a curated record
GCGCCCCCCCCCCCCACUGUGUAACUCGGACCCCCCGCAGUUUCGGACCUCCAAGCGAGACCCCCCCCCCCCCCCCACCAAUCGGACACCUGGACCACUGAGCUCCCAGGAAGGUGAGAAUCCAAGGAGGAGGAGGGUGCCGGCUGAAAAGAGGUGAACACACCUCUUCGACCACCUCCUUUUCUGCCCCGCCCCACCGACCCGGGCAUGAUGAGGGUGGACGUCUCCCUCCUCGUCACCGCCGCCUUGGUCGCCAGCCUCUCCGUCUGCGUCGUUCACUCGCAAGUUUUGGCACCAAAGAACCUCCGAUUCAAGUUCCUGAAAGACAACAAUGUGCAGAUGGUGUGGAAGGCUCCGACGGGGAAGAUUUCGGGAUACAAGAUCGUGAUCGCUCCAGCACCCGACGGCGUUGGGCCGUCCAAGGAGCUGAAGCUGCCCAAGGGAGCCACCAAGACGGUGCUGAAGGAUUUCCGUGCCGGCACCGAGUACAUGGUGACCAUGGUGGCCUACGACGGCUCGGCCGAGAGCCCGCCCAUCGUGGGGAAAGUGACGAUCGAGGCCAAGACGACCAAAACCACCACCAAGAAGACGUCGAAAAAGCCCUCUACGAAGAACGAAGACCGCUCAUCUUCCGACGGCUGCGUCCCCGGCACCGCGGUCGACCUGGUUUUCGUGGUGGACGGCAGCUGGAGCGUCGGCCGCGUGAACUUCGAGAAGGUCAAGGGCUUCAUGGCAUCCCUGGUGCAGGCCCUGGUGCGUGCCGCUUCCUCCUCCUCGUCGUCGUCGUCGGAGGAGGAGGAGUCCUCCGAGGAGGCCGAUUCUGACUCUGGGGGCGGUGGCGUCCGUGUCGGCAUCGUGCAGUACAGCACGGACGCACGCACUGAGUUCUUGCCCAACGAACACACGGAUGCCGAAAAGCUCAUAGAGGCCAUCCAGAAGCUCCCCUACAAAGGAGGCAGCACCAAUACCGGAGAUGCGCUGCAGUUCGCCCAGCGCAUGAUGUUCGCGGAGGGCGCGGGCACGCGCGACGGCAUUCCCAAGAUCGCCUUCGUCAUCACGGACGGGAAGUCCCAGGACGCAGUGGCGGCACCCGCCCAGCAGCUGCGCAGCGCGGGCAUCGAGAUUUUCACUCUCGGCAUCAAGGAGGCGGACGUCGCGGAGUUGCAGGAGAUGGCCUCCGCUCCGCUGGAGCGCCACCUCUUCAACGUGGCGUCCUUCGACGAUGUCAAGGGCGUGCAGGGGGAGAUCAUCUCGCACGUGUGCCAGGGCGUGAAGCUGCAGAUGACCGUUGCGCAGGAAGGGGAAUCGUUGCCCGCGAGCAGGAGGCGCGUGGACCUGCAGGUGAGUGACAUCUCCACGCAGAAGAUGCUGGUGUCCUGGCCCAGCGUCGCUGGGGCCACCUCCUACCAGCUGGCGCUGCGCACGGCCGACGGCCUCUCCUACAGCGACUACGUCAUCACCGCUGCAGCCACCUCUUUGCAGCAACAGCGGCUCGCCAAGCUGAGGCCCGACACCACCUACCUGCUGUCCAUGAGGGCCGUCUUCCCUGAAGGCCCGGGGUCCGAGACUGAGGCCGAAGCGACUACUGCCAAACUGAACGGCCUGCUGGUCACGCAGGAGACCCCGUCCAGUUUCCGCAUCAGCUGGCCCCGCCAGGAGCCGUCGGCACGCCGACUCCGCCUCUCGUACCGCCCGGCGGCUGGGGGCAAGGCGACGGAGGUGACGCUGCCGCCCGGCGCCUCGUCGGCCCUCGUGCGCAAGCUGCGCCACUCGACGGCGUACAGCGUGGAGCUCACGCCCGUCAUGGCCGCGGGGGACGGGCCCACCCUCAAGGCCACUGCCACCACUCUGGAAGCCGCCAAGUUCAAGCCACCGAAGAACCUGCGCGUGCUGGAGGAGGGCACCGAGGGCCUGCGCAUGGGCUGGAAGGCUGGCCCCGGCAAGGUGUCAGGGUACCGGGUCCACUACGCCCCCCAGGGAGACGAGGAUGCCUACGGGGAGGUGAUGCUGGGGCCGGACGACACCUCGGUGCUACUACGCGACCUCCGGCCCGGCACGGCGUACGGCGUGAACGUGCACGCCGAGAUGCAGGGCGGCGGGGAGAGCGCCGCGCUCGAGGCGCUGGUCACCACCAGCGAGUACGAGGCGGUGACCGCGCAGACCCCGACCGGCCGCUUCGAGUGCAGCUCGCAGGCGCAGGUGGACCUGGUGAUCGUGCUCGACGGGUCCUGGUCCAUCGGGCGCAUCAACUUCCGCCUGGUGCGCGAAUUCCUGGAGCAGCUGGUGCAGGCGUUCGAUGUGCAGGCCGACAAGAUCCGUGUCGCCCUGUCCCAGUACAGCGGGGACACGAGGACCGAGUGGGACCUCAACACGCACACCACCAAGGCGGCGCUGCUCGAGGCCGUUCGCAGCCUGCCCUACAAGGGAGGCAACACCAACACAGGAAUGGCCCUGGAGCACGCCCGCCUGCAGAACCUGAAGCCCGAGGCCGGCGCUCGCCCCGGGGUGCCGGCCAUCGUGGUUCUCAUCACCGACGGGAAGUCCCAGGACGACGUGGCCCAGCCGGCGGCGGAGCUCAAGAGCCGGGGGGUGGAGCUGUUCGCCAUCGGCGUGAAGAACGCGGACGAGCAGGAGCUGCGGGCGAUCGCCUCGAAGCCGGUGGCCACGCACGUCCACCAGGCCUCCGAGUUCACGGGGAUGGCGGCCAUCGUGGAGGGGCUGACCCGCGUCGUCUGCUCGCGCGCCGACAUCCUCUUCACCGCGCUGCGAGGCGGGGGCGACGGUGGCGUGGCGGUGCUGCCCCCGAGUGGCCUCUCCACGUCGGACGUGACCGCCGGCGGCUUCCGCGUGAACUGGAAGCAAUCCGUGGGCCCCGUGUCCGGCUACCGAGUGGUCUACUGGCCGCACGAGGGCGGCCCACAGGAGGAGGUUCUGGUUGGGGGUUCGGAGAGCUCGGCGCUGCUGCAGAACCUGCAGCCGGAGACGCAGUACCGGCUCCACGUCGUGGCGCUCUCCGUCGGCGGAGCUUCCGGCAACAGCUCGCAGAUCACCGAGACCACUGCGUCCCUGGGCUCAUCCAUUCCCGAGCUGCGUGUGCACGACGUGACGGCGAGCAGCAUGCGCGUGCAGUGGGAGGAGGCCGAGGGCGCCACGGGCUACACGCUCACCUACGCCCCCGUCGGCAGCGGCGAGGACGAGGACGGCGACAAGGAGGAGAAGCUGGGCCCGGAGGUGACGGACUUCCUGCUGGACGGGCUGGAGGCAUCGACGGAGUACGUGGUGACGCUGUACGCCAUGUACGACGACGACGAGAUCGGCGAGCCGCUCACCGUGCAGGAGACCACUCUGCCGCUGCACUCUCCGGUCGGGGGCGUGCGGAUCUCGGAGGUGACGCACAACAGCAUGCGCGUGGCCUGGGACGCGCCGUCGACCCGCGUCAAGAAGUACCGCAUGCUGUACGAGCGGGAGGACGGCACUGGCGCCAUUGAGGAGGACAUCCGGGCCAAUGUGACGUCGGCCGUGCUCAAGGGGCUCAAGUCGAACACCGCCUACCUCGUCACCGUCUUCUCCGUGUCCGAGGACGGCCAGUCGGAGCCGCUGAGCGGCCGCGGCACGACACUGAAGAACCCGACUCCGCAGUCCCUGCGCUUCUCCGACGUGGGAGAGAAGAGCGUUCGCGUCUCCUGGGACGCGGCGGCGCCCGACGUCACCAUGUACCGCGUUCGCUUCACCGCGUCGCCCUCGGACCGCACCCAGGAGCUGGUGCUGGGUGGGGACCAGACGUCGGUGCUGCUGGAGAAGCUGCUGCCCCAGACGCCGUACGAGGUCACCGUGGCGGCGGUGCACGCCGACGAGGCAGAAAGCAGUCCCCUGUCGGGGCGCGUCACCACCGGAGACAAGUCGUCUGUGCUCACAUACACGUCCGCUCCUCGCGUUCCAGGUGGGCCCCAGGGGCCCCGGAACAUGGUGUUCUCGGACGAGACGACGAUGAGCAUUGAGGUGACGUGGGAGCCGGCGGAGGGCCCCGUCACCUCCUACCGCGUCACGUACGAGCCCACGCGGCGCACGCAGCGCGAGGAGAUGGUGCUGGUGCCGGCUCGCUCCAACUCGGUGGUCCUGCAGCCGCUGGCGCCCAGCACGUCCUACAAGGUGACGGUGACGGCGCUCUACAGCGACGGCGACGGCGCCAGCAUCGCCGGCAUCGGCCGCACCAGUGUUGCAGCCGGGCACGCGCCGCCCAACAAUUUCCGAGUGGUGGACGAGUGGUACAACCGCUUUCGCAUCACGUGGGACCCACCUACGACGCCUCCCAUGGGCUACCGCAUCGUCUACCAGCCCGUCGAGGGUGGCCAGGCGUACGAGACGGUGGUGGGCGACGGCGUGAACGCGGUGGUGAUGCAGAACCUGGCGAGCGGCACCGAGUACCUCGUGCGCAUCUACGCCACCUACCCCGGCGGGGCGAGCCAGCCGCUGCAGGGCCGCGGACGCACGCUGUACCUGGGCAUCGACGACCUGUACGCGUCCAGCGUGGAGGCGAACAGCUUCUGCGUGCAGUGGAACCCCCAUCGCGACGCCACCAGCUACAGGGUGACGCUGGAGUCCCUGAGAGGGGAGCAGCCGAUGCAGGACUUCAAGCUGGGCCGCGGCGUCACCACGCACUGCCUGGACAACCUGCUCCCCGGCGUGCAGUACCGCGCCAAGGUGUACGCGCGCUACCGCGACAUGGAGGGCCCCCCCGCCUCCGUGCUGCAGUCCAUCGAUCCGGGCGUCGGGAUGCCGUUCUACCCUCAGGCGAUCCCCACCUCAGCGCCGACGCCUCCUCCAAUACGCCAAGUGUGCACCUCGGCCAAGGCCGACCUCGUCUUCCUGGUGGACAGCUCCUGGAGCAUCGGCGAGGAGAAUUUCCAGAAGCUGAUCUCGUUUGUGCACGGCAUCGUGUCGUCCUUCGAGAGGGUCGGCCCCAGCGCCUCGCAGGUGGCCCUGGUGGUCUACAGCGACAACCCGCGCACAGAGUUCGACCUCAACGAGUACGAGAACCGCAAGGAGGUGCUGGGGGCUCUCAGUUCCGUGCGGUACCUGGGGGGCAAUACCAAGACCGGCCGCGGCCUCAAGCACGUGCAGAAGGAGCUGUUCAGCUCCACGGGGGGGAUGCGCAAGGCCGUGCCCAAGGCUCUCAUCCUCAUCACGGACGGACGCUCGCAGGACGACGUCACUAAGACGGCGCAAGAGCUCCGAGCCAGCGGCUACAGCAUCUUUGCGGUGGGCAUCGCGGACGCGGACAUGAGCGAGAUGCACCAGGUGGCAAGCCGCCCCAGCGAGAAGCACGUCUACUUCGCCGAGGACUUUGACUCCUUCCGCAAGAUCGAGAACCAGAUCAUGUCGCACCUGUGCCAGGUCGCGUCCAUCCCGUGCCCCAUCGUCUUCAUGAAUGGCUACACUGUACCAGGCUUCCGCAUGAUGGAGGCCUUUGGCCUGGUGGAGAAGACCUACGCGUCCCUGGGAGGCGUCUCCAUGCAGCCCGGCUCCUUCAACGAGUUCGCCGCUUACCGCCUGCAGAAGGGAGCCCUGCUCAAGGUGCCCACAAGCGAGGUGCACCCGGAGGGGCUGCCCCCCGAGUUCACGGUGUCCUUCCUGCUGCGUGUGCUGCCCGAGACCGGCACGGAUCCAUUCUCCGUGUGGGAGCUCACCAACCAGCGCCUCAAGCCCGAGCUGGGGGUGCAGCUCGACCCCGGGAGGCAGUCCGUGACACUCUUCGGGCUGGACGAGACCGGAAAGAUGCAGAACAUCGCCUUCACAGGGCCAGAGGUCAAGACCAUCUUCUACGGGAGCUUCCACAAGGUGCACGUGGCAGUGACCAAGUCGGAGGUUCGUCUCUUCAUCGACUGCUCGCUGGUGGCGUCGCGCCCCACGCGCCCCUUCUCCAACUACUCCACCGACGGCUUCGAGCUGCUGGGUCAUGUCGCAAAAUCCGCCGGGAACAAAGCCACCUCGGCAGACUUCCAGUUGCAGAUGUUGGACAUGGUUUGCAACGCGGACUGGGGUACAAUGGACAAGUGCUGUGAGCUGCCGUCGCUGAGGGUGGAGGACUCGUGCCCGUCGCUGCCCCACGCGUGCUCCUGCUCCCAGGACAGCAAGGGGCCACCCGGCCCCCCGGGCCCCCUCGGCAGCCCUGGCCCAAAGGGACCCCGUGGGCACCCAGGGACCCCAGGAACUCAGGGUGGAGCUGGGCUGCGUGGAGAGCAGGGGCCUAGGGGACCGCCCGGGCAGAGGGGACCCCAAGGGCCCAGCGGGGUCUCUAUUCCUGGAACCCCUGGCGGUCCGGGAGACAAGGGCGAGAGGGGCCAUCCUGGUCAACCAGGACCCCCGGGUCCCGUGGGUCCAGUGGGGCCUUCUGGACGCGCAGGAUCGGAGGGCCCGAGGGGCCCACCAGGAAAAGACGGGGAGAGGGGGACGGCCGGACCCCCCGGCCUCAUGGGCCCUCAAGGGCCUGGCGGCGUGGACGGGAUGAUGGGGAAACCGGGCCCACGCGGACCAUCGGGAGACCCGGGCUUGCAGGGUAUCAAGGGAGAGCCAGGAGAGAGGGGCGACACGCAAGGCCAGCAAGUUGUGCGCAUGAUCGCGCGGCAAGUUUGCGAGAACCUCCUCAACGGCCAUAUGACCCGCAUCAGCAGCAUCAUCAACCAGAUGCCCAACAGCAACAACGGCGGUGGCCGCGGGACGCCUGGGCCACCCGGGGAGUCCGGCCGAGCUGGGGCGCGGGGCCCGCCCGGAGAGACGGGGCCCAUGGGCCGGCCCGGCUUCCCUGGGCCGUCCGGCACGCCGGGCCUCCGCGGGGAGAGAGGUGUGCCCGGGGAGAAGGGGGAGAGGGGAAACCCUGGCACGGGAACACGUGGACCCCCAGGACCUCCCGGCCCGCCAGGUGUCGAGGGCAUCGGCCGCGAGGGCAGCAUGGGCCCGGUGGGGCCUUCCGGGCAGCGGGGCCGGGACGGAAUGCCCGGCACGAGGGGUCAGUCGGGGCCGCCGGGCCCGCCCGGCUACUGCGACCCGUCACAGUGCGGCGGGGGCGGCGGCGGCGGCGGGGGCUACGGCGUGGCCGGUGGAUACGACCGACGGACGGAAUCUGGGGAGCCAGAAGCCCCGGCGUUUCCCGUCACCGGCUACAACCCUUACAGCCCGUACGGCCAGCCAGAGCCCUACCAGCCGGAGCCGUAUCAGCCGGAGUCGUACCAGCCGGAGUCGUACGGAGCCGACACAUAUGGCUCGCAGGCCUACAACAGCAGAGCGGUGGGUGGCGGCGGCGGCGGCGGCGGUGGUGGUGGCGGCGGUAGCAGCAGCAGCAGCAGCAGCCGCGUCACCAGCUUCACCCGAACGGACGGGUUCGAAGAUGGCGAUGGUGGCGGAGGUGGCGGUGGCAGCAGUAGCCGGGAGACGGUCAUCUCGCGCACCGUGGUGCAGCCGCGCACCUACGUGUCGUCGAGCGUGCGCCGAUUCCAGGUGCUCGAGGAUGGCACUGAGGAGGAGCUGGAGGGAGACGAAGAGGAGGAGUUCUUCGAGGAUUCGAGACCCCCCCGCGGUUGAGGAGUUGGGUGGGAAAUUGGCGUCCGUGCUGUGCGGGGAGGAUAGAGGAAAACCACAAGGGGAACCCGGAGUACAAUGUGGCUUGGGAAGUUUGGAAUCGGUGUUCAUUUUGAUGACAGAAUUCGUGAUGGAGAUAUUCAGCAAUAAGUGUUAUUUUUAGUUUGGCUACAAGUGGACAAAACGGGGCCCCAGCUGCCCAGCCAGAGACCUAAGCGUGACUACGAUGAGAUGGCAUUGACUCGUUGGAAUACAAAUGCAGAUUGAAAUAAUUCGGCAUAGUUAUUCGAGACUACAGUGGACUUGUUGGCUUACCUGCAAUAUCGUAGGGGGGUGAUAAAAUGAAUGGCAUGCUCAUUUAAAAUGGACAAUACUUUUUUCAGAAGCGUGCGUUUAGAGUAUUUGCCUGCUAUACAUUUCCACGUCAUAAGCCACUCCGUUGAGCUAUCGUUUGUGGCCAAGGUCGCUUUUGUAGAAGAGCUACAUUGCUCAGUGGGGCCUUACCCGGCAAAACAAGAAUUGUUUAGUAAUAGCUUAGUUUUAUUUUGACCACUGUAGUCAACUAAACUCGGAGAAUGACUCGGCGAAGCCCGUCACCGUGUAACUAACGCUUCACCAAACUUCCACAGCUUGUCGUCGACUUGGCUAAGACUACGGUUGCAAUAUAAAACAUGCCGACUAGAUUAACGCGGGGCGGAAUAGAGCGCGGGGGGGAAAUGAAUAUAAAUAUAUUUUUAGAAAAAAUCCUAGGGGCCAACGCUUGUUGAGAUUUCGUUCAGAUGCAGGCAUUGUUCGGUUUGUUUUUGCUUUCGAGGUCUUUAAUUGAAUGGCAAUUAAAAGUGAACGAUGGCAAUUUAGCAACGCCUCUCCGAUCCUCCGCACUGCCGCGAGAUGCCUGUUUGCACGGUACAUGGUUUCAACUUCACCGUUUCAUUUCCUCGCCGUUUCCUCGUGGGAUUGAGGAUUUUUUUUGGGGGGGGAGGGGGGUGACGUAAGCGAAGGAAGUGAGAUUUAUUUAAAACAAAGGGUAUUGCAAGGAUAUUUAACACGUCAUAGAUGAGUAGUUUUUCUACCUGCUAAAGCUGUAGUGGUUGUUGUCAGGUUUUGCCCCAUAAGGGUAUCGGUGUGAGCGGUGGUUUACUUAAGAGGGAAUCUGAUGGCGAGACACUUUGAGGACAUAUGAUCGUGGCUUUAACUAACCAGGAGCCAACAGCUACGCUAAUUGGCCUUUUUCAGUUUUGUGGAUUUUAUUUUUUAUCUGUCUCGUCUCAAGCAUGAGCAACUUUCCCUGCUGCCAGUAUUUAACUAAUGCAAUCCUUAGCUAAGUUUCGACCCUGGGUUGUUUCAUUUCGUUUGGCAGUUUCUGGACCGAAGACUUCAUCCCAAACGUAUGGAUGCAUUUAAGGCUUCACCACCACUUGAAUAUGGCUUUGUUAUUCAAUGUGCUUUCAUCUUACUUUGCGCAGUUGGUUGGACGUAUGUACACUCUCAAGCAGUCUUACUCACGACCUCUGAUCAGCCUCGGGGGGGGGGGGGUGCCUGCAUGUUCAGUUUUAGUGGCUUGCUCCUUGAAGUUCUCAACGCAUUCGCCGCGUUCCCGGCCAGUUCCAAAUGUUUAUUGCACCCGCGCACGCAAGCUCAGCAACGCGACUUGUUUACAAAGAUGCUAGAAAUUCCUCCCCUCCCCUUUUGUACCGAUGCAAAAACUUGGUAUAAUAAAUCGUUAGUCACAAA